UUUCUCUCCGGUAUAAAUGUCCAUCUUCUCCUUUCAUUUCUCUCUCUCCCCUCUGAAACGAUUUUUGUUCUUCAUAUUUGCUCUCUCAAAAACCUAUACAUACACUAUACCGGUGAAAAUUGAAAUAUUUUUUUCUGAUUUAUUUUGUAUUAUUACACUGCAAUCGAAGAGAACACAGCUUCAGAGGUGAUAUUGUAUAUUGGAGAAGAGAUUUCAAUCGGUUAAAAUGCACCAAAUUCGGAGACAUUUUGUUUCCAAAAUAGGGUCCCUAGGCCUAGGGUUAGGUUUGUUUUCCGAGUAUAGGAAAUGGAUUUCAGUGUGACAAUUUAUGGGCUUUCGAUAUUUUAUGCAGGCUGAAAGGGUUAUGGGUCUAUUGGGUGAAAUUUGAAUACUGGGGUAUCGUUUAGUUGCAAUUGAGCGUGGUGGAAGUGGUAGGUUAAGGGUCACACAGGGCUAAUAUUCAGCAACUGCAACAGAAACCCGAGAGCACAGCGGCUGAUGCUCGCUCUGAAUUUGAGAGGGGCUUGGAGGAGUUCAUGCGUGGGCAUUAUGAUGAAUGCAUGUCCUUCAGUUUGUGCAGUUCUCCGCGCACCACUACUACUACUGAAGAUGAGGAGGAUGAGGGCGAACAGCUUGUGCGGAGGAGGAGGAGGUCGAAUCUCGAGAGUGAUGAUUUGGCAGAGUCUUCUGCUGCCAGGAGGCGCCAAUCGAGGAUCUUGAGUAGGUGGGCUGCUCGUCAGGCAGAGGAGAUGAUCACCACUAUUGAAAGGAGGAACCGCGAAUCAGAGUUGAUGGCACUUGCAGGCUUGCACACAGUCUCCAUGCUUGAUUCUUCAUUCUUGAGGGAGUCACAGUCCCCAACUUCGAGGCGCCAAGGGAAUGUUGAGAGGCUGAGUACCCGGGCCUCCUCUAUUUUACAGAUGUGGAGGGAGUUGGAGGAUGAGCAUGCAUUGAGUCGUGCCCAGGAAAGGGUAAGGGAGAGGUUGAGGCAGCGGAGGAGCAUGGAUUCAAAUACAAAUAUGUCAGGAAGUAGAGAGAGUAAUGAUCAGGGAAGUCUGGAAGGUGCUAGUGAGAAUGAGCAUGACUUUGCAACUUGGUCCCAUGGUCAGGUGGGCUCACAGAAUGAGAAUAGGGAUCCUGACAAUUCUAGUCGGGAACAAUCACCUGAUCUAGGGGAUGUUGAGAGGGAGAGGGUGAGGCAUAUUGUUCGGGGAUGGAUGGAGAGUGGCAUUAGUGACACUUCAUCUAAUGUUAUGCAGGGGAAUGGAAGUCCUGGAGCUGAAUGGUUGGGGGAAACUGAGCGUGAAAGAGUAAGGGUUGCAAGAGAGUGGAUGCAAAUGACAAGUCAACAAAGAGGAUCUCGUAGUGGACGCAGGGAAGAACAUAAUAGUAGACUUGCUGCUCAAGUUGACCAUGUCCAUGAAGGGUCUGUUGUUGCCCACGCAGAAGGUCAGCCAGAGCAUAUUCGCACAGACAUGUUGAGGUUGCGCGGAAGACAAGCCUUGCUUGAUUUACUUGUCAGGAUAGAGAGGGAAAGGCAGGGGGAACUUCAGGGCCUGUUGGAACAUCGUGCUGUUACUGACUUUGCUCAUCGCAAUCGCAUUCAGUCAUUACUUAGAGGCAGAUUCUUAAGAAAUGAAAUGCCCGAUGACGAAGAGCGACCACCUUCAAGGGCAGCUAGUGAGUUAAAUCAGUUAAGGCAGCGACACACUGUCUCUGGUCUGAGGGAAGGGUUCCGCUCCAGAUUGGAAAACAUUGUUCGUGGCCAAGUAAGCAGUCAAAUUGAAACUUCAUCUAACAAUAACAACAGUGAUUCUAGAAAUGAUCAGACUGAUACAAAUUCUUCACAGGAAGUUCAACACGAGAAUAAUGACCAAUCUCAAUCUAGAAAUCAGGAAAGUGAAGUUAACCCAUUGCCAGAUCGUAUGUCAAAUUUGGAUAGCAGCACAGCUGUUCAAAGUACAGUUCAACAAGCUAUUGCAGAUCAAGGAAGCAAUUGGCAGGAACAGAUUACUGAAGAUGAGAGAGAAAACAUGCUAGAACCAACCUAUAAUGAGUCCAAUGGAUGGAGAGAUGGCACUUUGCAAGACACGGAUAGGAACUGGCAGGAAAAUUCCGUACCUCAUUGGAACUUGGAAGCAUCAGUAAAUGAAGGCGGAGGUCAAAGUCAGCUGGAAGAAGUCCAUGAGGUUUGGCGUGAUGAUGGUUCUCGCUCUCUAGAAGCUAUAGAUAAUUGGUCGGAAGGACCUUCAGAUGUUCCAAGAAGGCGGGACUCUCUACCACACAGAAGGGGCACCAGGUUCCACCCUCCUGAUGAUGAUAACGUGUACAGCAUGGAACUCAGGGAGCUUCUCAGCAGGAGGAGUGUCUCUAAUCUUCUUCGUAGUGGUUUCCGUGAGAGCCUAGAUCAGUUGAUUCAAUCAUAUGUAGAAAGGCAAGGCAGGUCUCCUAUUGACUGGGAUCUGCACAGGAACUUGCCUCUUCCAGUAUCCCCGGAGAGGGAUCAGGACCAACAAAAUGAUGAGCAGAAUGAGGAUCAGCAUGAUGCUAUAGGUCGACCUUCAUUGCUAUUACCAUCCCCUCCAGUACCACCAUCUCAACCACUUUGGCAUCAGGAUUUGCACCACUCUAGUUGGUCUCGUCACCAUCGAUCUGAACUCGAGUGGGAGAUGAUUAAUGAUCUGAGAGCAGACGUUGCAAAACUUCAGCAAGGUAUGAACCAUAUGCAAAGGAUGUUAGAAUCUUGCAUGGACAUGCAACUGGAGUUGCAACGGUCAGUCCGGCAGGAAGUCUCAGCCGCUCUUAAUCGAUCAACGGGUGGACAAGGGAUAGCAGAGACUUCAGAGGAUGGGUCUAAAUGGGGUCAGGUUAGAAAGGGUACCUGCUGUGUUUGCUGUGAUAACCACAUUGAUUCUUUAUUGUACAGAUGUGGGCAUAUGUGCACUUGUUCUAAAUGUGCAAACGAGUUGGUUCGCAGAGGAGGAAAGUGUCCAUUGUGUCGUGCACCCAUUGUUGAGGUGAUUAGAGCUUACUCCAUACUGUAAAAAGACACCAUAGAGAAUAAAAUUUGCGAACCAUUGAUAAGAUACGUUGGAGCUGUGAUCGAUUUUACUCGUCUGAAGCUCAAUCUUAUCUGUAGAGUGUUUAGUCAGCCACUGUUAUUCGGAUAACAUUUGGAAAGCUUUGCAGUGUAUUAAUGGAACCAAAAAUAGCGUUUAACUAUGUCCUCAUUCAUUCGUAAAUAAUAUUUCAAUUCUUUCCUGGCGAAAAAA
Molecule: messenger RNA, 3272 nt
Organism: Olea europaea var. sylvestris
Lineage: Eukaryota; Viridiplantae; Streptophyta; Magnoliopsida; Lamiales; Oleaceae
Exons: 8
Coding region: 537-3044 (835 amino acids)
Source: RefSeq, a predicted model, not a curated record